CGUCAGAAGGAAGCUGCUGGGCACUGCGCGUGCACGCCCAGUUCUCAUUGAUUUAGCCGCUGCAGAAGCGGGCACGCGGCUCUUCAGCUGGAGAGAGUCGUAUCAAGAAGAAGAAGUGGAAAAGAGUGGCUCCUCCAGGAACCGACAUGGAGCGCAGCGAGGGAGCAGAACGAGGAGGCGAUGCCGCUCGUCUCCGCGUCUGAAUUCAGCGGUGACACCGAGGCUUUGGGAGGCUGCGGAGAUACGGAGCCGCUUGCAGUUAUCACGGGACAUUUGCGCAACAAUGGCAACCCCCCAGCAUUGAGGAACUCUUGACUCAGCCAACGUCCCUCCACCCUUUUGUUUCAACCAUGGACUCCUCAAGGGAUUUGACCUCAGCCCUGGACGGGCCUGCGGACCCCAGAGACUUCUCCGGUCGCUCCGAUCUCAGCGGCCUCUACCAUCUGGGCCGGACGCUGGGAAGGGGCCACUUUGCUGUUGUGAAACUGGGCCGUCAUGUCAACACGGGGCAACUGGUGGCUGUGAAGAUGAUCGAUAAGACUAAACUGGAUGUCAUGGCAACAAGCCACCUCUUACAAGAAGUCAGGUGCAUGAGGCUGGUGCAGCAUCCCAACGUGGUUCGGCUCUAUGAAGUCAUCGACACUCCCACCACGCUCUACCUGGUCAUGGAGCUGGCCGAAGGCGGUGACCUCUACGAUUACAUCCUGCGCCACGAAGGAGGCGUGGUGGAAUGCACCGCCAAGCGUCACUUUGCCCAGAUUGUGCGAGCGGUGUCGUACUGCCACCAGCUGCACGUGGUGCACCGGGACCUGAAGCCGGAAAACGUGGUGUUUUUCCCCCAGCAGGGCGCCGUCAAGCUGACAGACUUUGGCUUCAGCAAUUUAUUCCAGCCUGGGAUGAUGCUGGCCACCAGCUGUGGGUCGCUGGCUUAUUCUGCUCCAGAGAUCCUGCUGGGAGAGGAAUAUGAUGCUCCAGCUGUGGAUAUCUGGUCUCUUGGUGUGAUCCUGUACAUGCUGGUCUGUGGAGUCCCUCCCUUCCAGGAAACCAACGACAGCGAGACUCUGGUCAUGAUUCUGGACUGUCGCUACUCCGUCCCCGAACACGUUUCAGACGGCUGCAGAGAUUUGAUCUCCAGGAUGCUGCAGAAGGAUCCUUGUCGCCGUGCGUCUCUCGAUGAGAUCGAGGCUCACCAGUGGCUGCAGGGCCUGGAUGAUGCCCUUCUCAGCCCUGAGGCGCCACCACACUGGGUAGCGGGGGCCCUCUCUGCCUCAUCUUCCUCACUGUGCGCUCCAGAGAGUGGGGAUCUGCUGGCUAUGAGGACCCCCACUCAGCAGGCGUUUCCUGGCACAUGGCAGCCCAGCUUCGGCUUCAGCCUCCGACCCGCUCCAGCUGAAGAGCCUCCUGUGGGUAAGAACGUUCCUGCACUGCAGCAGAUCUGUGAAGAGGAGGAAGAGGACGAGGACGAAGAAGAGCGGGAAGAAUUGAGAGAACUGGAAGGGGAGGCUGAGGAUGGGUUGGAGUGCGUGGAAGAAGGGGAAGAGUUAGGAAAUACAGAAGAGGAAAAAGUAGAGGAGAUGCAGAGAGAAAACGAAGACAGCGGCUGUGUGAUUUCAGAUCAGCCGGUCAGUCACCGGGAUGAGACACUCAGUCAGACAUCUGAAGUCACUCUGGCAUCCGAAGUCACUCCGUCCUCACCAGCUUUCCGGGUCUCUUGUUGUCAGCUGAACAUCUCGAACAGGAAUGAGGGGCAGGAUGAAGAGAUGGAGCCAAACAACAACACGGGCAAACCGCCCCCACUCCUCCCAACUCCUGAAUCCUGUCAGUCCUGCAUCUCUGCGUCCUCCGCCAGCCUGAGGGAGAAAACGGAAAGGGAGGAAGAACUGAACGAGAAGAACGAGUCCCCUGCAAAGUCUCUGGCCCAAAAUCCACAAGGGAACCGGGACGAGUCGGUACCGAGGGCAGAGCAGGGGAAACGACACAGCAUCAGGCUCCGAGACAGACUCUUCCAGUUCCCUUUGUGCGAGAAAGCCCUGGCCUUCAACAUACCUUCACAGAACAAGCCCAAGAUCCUGCCGCUGGCUCAGUACAACUGCUGCCACGUGCUGUAGCAAACGUUGGCUUCGGGGUCGCUCUCUCUGGGGACACGCGGGCUGCUUAGCAGUCAGCAGGUGGUUGAAGCCCGAACACAGACCUUGUGAAGUGGCACGCAGCUGAACUCUUCAGAGACGAUGAGCAAAACAGCUCUCAGCAAGCAAACACGCCUGUACAGCUUCACAAACACCCACUUCCAACAGUGUGCUCAUGUAAUAAACAUUACUUUAGUAAGAGUCAACAGUGAGAUGUACCAAGGACUUAAUUUCCAUUUGCUGCUGUGUGAAGGAGAGACUGCAGAAUAAAAAAAAUAAAAAUACUGUUUGUUCAUUUGUAGCUUCAAGACAAAACUGCUCCAACCUCUAUGGACUUGAAGAAGUUAGUGAGAGAAAUAUGAGGGCAAUAUUUAUUUUAUUACAUAAGCUAGAGACCAUUUUGUUUGCUCGAAGGUGCCUAUGAAGAUUAAACGGAUUCGUACUGCAGUCGGUCCAGUCCAGAGCAGAUCCACUGUGCUGCAUGUUAUCAGCGAGAUGCGUCAUCAGCCACCUGCCAACUAUUUUCUCAAAUAUAUUUUAGAUUAUACACCAGAAAAUGUGAAAAACUGAAGACAUUUUCAUUUUACUGCAGAAAAAAAAACAGAUCUGAUGCUUUUUUUUCUUUCUGUAUUUGGGUGUAAAAUCAUCGCAGUCCAAAUCACGACCCCUUCACCACCGUGCUUGAUAACUGGAGUGAGGCGUUUGCGCUGUACUUUGGUGUUCAAUACGCGCAGUGCUUAGCAUUGUGAGAAACAUCUUACUGCAGCCCCAGUCCUCUUGACAUUUUGUGAUUAACUCAGAUGCAGCUUUGUAAACCGCUUUCAUGCUGCGACAUUAAUUUUAAAGAGGAGAAGCUUUCUCCUUCAACUUUUCCAAACAAGGACAAACUUGUUCAGGCUUUUUUUUUUUUUUUCUGUUCUCCUGUCAUAAUUUUUAAUAUUUUAGCAUGCUAACUUAGGUGUGUACAGGAUUGCAAGGGCUAAACCUGACAUGAAUUUACUGAGAAGAUAGGCAACUGUCUUAAAUGUUUUCCAUACAAAAAAA
Molecule: messenger RNA, 3170 nt
Organism: Poecilia latipinna (sailfin molly)
Lineage: Eukaryota; Metazoa; Chordata; Actinopteri; Cyprinodontiformes; Poeciliidae
Product: serine/threonine-protein kinase SRK2H-like
Exons: 5
Coding region: 351-2108 (585 amino acids)
Biological process (GO): intracellular signal transduction; protein phosphorylation
Cellular component (GO): cytoplasm
Molecular function (GO): protein serine/threonine kinase activity; ATP binding
Source: RefSeq, a predicted model, not a curated record